Molecule: messenger RNA, 930 nt
Organism: Bathycoccus prasinos
Lineage: Eukaryota; Viridiplantae; Chlorophyta; Mamiellophyceae; Mamiellales; Bathycoccaceae
Exons: 1
Coding region: 1-930 (309 amino acids)
Source: RefSeq, a predicted model, not a curated record
AUGGAAGAACGAGGGGACCACAGACGACGUCUUUCGAGGUCGUCCACCUCUCCGCAUUGGAACUAUUACACGAACCAAUAUUUUCACGAGGAGAGGAACUUGGAGAACUGGGACCACACGAUCGAGGAAGAGGAGGAAGAGAUGGACGAGGGAGGAGAGGAGGAGAGAGGGAGAGGGAGACGAGGAGGGUACGUGAAUCAGAGAUAUUUACGGGAGCAAUAUCUCGCGCAGCAGAGAAGACAAAACGAGUAUCACAGGCGGGUGCGACAGGACCAGUUUGAAAGGAGUCGUGUUUUCUCCGAUUUUCAUGCGGAAGAAGAGGAUACUAAUGAAACGAAGAGAAGGGAAGCGCGGGAGGCGUUUCGAGACUUACCGGAGGAAUACAACGAGAACAAAACAGGUGCCGUCGCGGUGCUUUCGAGAAACGCGAGAGUGAUUCCCGUCGACGUGAGAGGUAUUAUAGAGACGAUGGGGAAACCGUGCGGGAAGUACAUUUUGGAUUGCGAUAUGCCCGGCGUCAGCAUCGAGAACAUUGUCUUUAAGACCCUAGAGUGCACGAAUCGCCCUGGCGUAGCUUUUUUCAUCGAGGUUGUCUCGAGCACGAGAGAGGAAAACGAAAAUGGAGAAAGAGAAAAAAAGGAAGAAGAAGUCAAGGAGAAAGAGAACAUCGUGCGGAAAAUGCUGAGGAUAUCGAAGAAGAAGGAUCCAAACGUCCUCGAACCUCAGAGAAAAGAAGACGUAUUUCCGAAAGUAAAAUCAUAUCGGAUGGAGCGCGGUACACAUCGCAAAUACGUGCAAAGGAAGUUUUACAUUCCCAAAAGUUACGCGUUGAGCUCGGCGAAAUACAAAGACGGCGUCGCGACGUUUGAGUUUACUCUUUGCGAAGAAGGACAACAGAUUACGCAUCGACAAACGUUCGAGGAUGCUUGA